Cooperia oncophora is the source of this 408-nucleotide messenger RNA. NCBI's taxonomy places the organism in Eukaryota, Metazoa, Nematoda, Chromadorea, Rhabditida, Trichostrongylidae. The record is from the annotation of a GenBank genome assembly.
AUGGGUGGUCUUCAUCAUGCAAAAAAGAGUGAAGCCAGUGGAUUCUGCUACACAAAUGAUAUUGUACUUGGUAUUCUCGAGUUGCUAAAAUAUCACAAGAGAGUCCUCUACGUUGACAUCGAUGUUCAUCACGGAGAUGGUGUUGAGGAAGCAUUCUAUACUACUGACCGUGUCAUGACCGUCUCAUUCCAUAAGUAUGGUGAUUUCUUUCCAGGAACCGGCGAUCUGAAGGAUAUUGGUGCAGGCAAGGGUCGUCUUUAUUCACUCAAUGUUCCAUUGAAGGAUGGCAUUACUGAUGACGCUUAUCAAAGCAUAUUCAAACCUGUGAGUAUUUUAACUUACAUUUUGUUUUUUUUUGUACUUUGUGCAGUUAUUACAACGUGGACUGUUCUUCUUCCAUUAAUUUAA